Bactrocera dorsalis (oriental fruit fly) is the source of this 759-nucleotide messenger RNA. RefSeq names its product peroxiredoxin-5, mitochondrial (gene Prx5). Gene Ontology annotation, molecular function: thioredoxin peroxidase activity. NCBI's taxonomy places the organism in Eukaryota, Metazoa, Arthropoda, Insecta, Diptera, Tephritidae. The record is from RefSeq and is a predicted model, not a curated record. Gene Ontology annotation, biological process: cellular response to oxidative stress; hydrogen peroxide catabolic process; cell redox homeostasis. Gene Ontology annotation, cellular component: peroxisome; mitochondrion; cytoplasm. The transcript is spliced from 3 exons. Bases 64 to 624 code for a protein of 186 amino acids.
AAUUUUACGAAUCAAAGCACACAAAGUAGACGAAAAGUGAAAAACAUAUCACAAAACUUUAAAAUGCAGUCGCGUAUCUGUACCGUUGCCAUUCCUCAAUUUUCAAGGAAUUUGAUUCGUGCGUUUUCCAAGUCAGCAAAUAAAAUGGCUCCAAUAAAGGUUGGUGACAAACUCCCUUCAAUUGAUCUCUUUGAAGAUUCGCCGGCAAACAAAAUAAAUACCGGGGAUUUGACAUCAAAUAAGAAAGUGAUAAUCUUUGCAGUACCAGGUGCAUUUACGCCUGGCUGCUCCAAGACCCACUUACCAGGGUUUGUGUCGAAUGCUGAUUCGUUGAAAAGUGAUCAAGGCGUUAAUGAAAUCGUUUGCGUUUCUGUAAAUGAUCCAUUUGUUAUGUCCGCUUGGGGUAAAGAACACAAUACUGCCGGUAAAGUGCGUAUGUUGGCUGAUCCUUCCGGCUUAUUUGUUAAGUCUUUAGAACUAACAAUUGACCUACCACCGCUGGGUGGUCUACGUGCAAAACGUUUCUCAAUGGUUGUAGAAAAUGGCGAGGUGAAGGAAUUGAACGUUGAACCCGAUGGCACUGGGCUAAGCUGUUCUUUGGCAAACAACAUUGGAAAACAUUAAAUAUUUUAAGUAUGUUCAGGUACAUAUGUAAAAUGACGUAUAGUUUAAGAUAUUACUGUUACAAAGGAAAAUGUUGUAGUUGCUUGAUCCGUAAAUAAAUAUACAUACAUACAUACGAAUAUGUGUAAAUGGAAA